Messenger RNA from Lactuca virosa, 375 nucleotides. NCBI's taxonomy places the organism in Eukaryota, Viridiplantae, Streptophyta, Magnoliopsida, Asterales, Asteraceae. The record is from the annotation of a GenBank genome assembly.
AUGCCUCCCCGCGAAGAUCCGUCUACCGACGACACACUACCAACUAUCCACGAGCAACUCUCCACACUCAUUGCUAUUUCCACUGCUAAUCUCCACCGUCUUGAUGCAAUUCUCACACAAAUGACCGCCGUCAACACCCUCAUCGGCAUUCAAACCGGAACCAUGUCCAAACUUAUCCCGCCUCCACCUCCGCUUCCACCAUCGGAUCAACAACAAAGGCCGCCGCCACCGGCACCCCCGCCGUCACCAAUCCAAUUGAAGAGACGACCGUCGUUGCCCCCAUCACCAAAUGAACCGCUCCCACAACCGCCAUUGACAACUACCUCUGGACAUAUCCUACAUCUCAAGCACCUUUUCCAACUGUUCGACCAAUGA